CCUGACGUGGCGCGCCGCUAAAGGCCCGCUGCUUCUUCCGUGGGCCGUCACCAUUGGACAGAUGAACAAGUUUGUCAAGUUCACUUUAAAUAAAUGUAAAAUUAAAGCUGUGUGCGGUAUGAACUGUGAGAGUGAGCCGUUACUGCUGCACGCAAAUCAGACGAGUGUGGAACAAAUGCGUCUCUGAUAAAGGAAAAGGAUUUGAACAAGGUGCCAGAGCGCGCGGACAUGCCUCGAGUCUCGGCCACGGCGCUGCUCCAGGUCGCGCUGCUCCUGUCCGCUGUGCCCGCGCAGUACUUCAUCUCCAGGUGGUACGGCAGCACGGCCACGCAACGUUUCCACGCCACUACGAGGUUACUCCGGAUCUGGAAGGACUUGAGGUCUUCGUACCUGAACGGCACGGCGUGGACAGAGUGGAGCAGCCAGCAGUUCUCCAGAGUCACGUCUUAUUUGGGAUUUGAAACAGAUACAGAAGAGUCUCCAAACACCCCGCCGCUUGAACAUAUGCUUUUUGAUAACGACCUGGGAUAUUUUGGAGCCUCAAAGACAAUCCGUAAACCCCGGCCUCCUUACGUCUUCCUGCGGGUGGGAGAGGUCGUCCUGGAGUCUAAGCGUAACAUGGUGGGGGUGGUGGUCAGCUGGGACCCUGAGCUCAGAGCCCCGGCGGAAUGGGUGGACCGCGUGUACUCCGACUUUGAGAGCGUUAAAGCGGAGAAGACUCCUCAUUACAAAGUGUUAUUUAACGGGCCUGGGGAAUCCUCUCUGCUGGUGGCCUACCUCCCUCAGACUCAGCUGGAGAGAGUCACAGGGAUGAAGCCGAACAUUCCCACUUUGGAGAACUAUUUCACUCAUUUUGACGGUGAGCGGUUUGUGAUGCAGCCCUGGCUCAGAGCGAUGUUUCCUGAAGAUGAAGACACGGAAUACUCGGAAUACUGACAAAGAUUGUGCACAAUGAAUGUAACGCUGAAGAGGGCAAAAUGAGGAACAAUAAAUGAGUCUAUGAAGUGAUUUAAUUUAAGGAUUUAUGUGUAAAAAUACAGUAUUUUUAGUAAUAAAAUGCACUUUAA
This is a messenger RNA of Periophthalmus magnuspinnatus, 1067 nucleotides long. RefSeq lists its product as uncharacterized. Bases 229 to 936 code for a protein of 235 amino acids. The transcript has 7 exons. Gene Ontology annotation, molecular function: DNA binding. The record is from RefSeq and is a predicted model, not a curated record. NCBI's taxonomy places the organism in Eukaryota, Metazoa, Chordata, Actinopteri, Gobiiformes, Gobiidae.